This is a messenger RNA of Ceratina calcarata, 705 nucleotides long. RefSeq lists its product as uncharacterized. The record is from RefSeq and is a predicted model, not a curated record. The transcript is spliced from 4 exons. The annotation marks the transcript as partial. NCBI's taxonomy places the organism in Eukaryota, Metazoa, Arthropoda, Insecta, Hymenoptera, Apidae.
GUUUACAGUAUUUUCGCGGCGAUUCUGUACCCGGUCAUGUCGAAGACGAAGAAUUCGGAGUUCGCAGAGGUGCUUCAUCGGCCCAUACGGACCCUCGCGUAUCCGGAAGAGAGCGUCGCCAAUUUAUUCGUCGCCCUGGCGAUACCAUUGGAGGAGCCUUACAAGUCCGUCUCCGUGGCUCUUUUCUUCGAAGCGACCUACCCGCUGCCACUGAACGGGAGUGACUUUCUAAUCGGCGAGGGUGAACGGAAGCAGAGGAGCCUAGACAGAGCCACUUUAUAUCAAGUCGUCAAGAACAAAUUUGAACAUUACGGAUAUCAGGGUCACGGAUGCCUGCUGAGGGCCAUUUGCGAAACUUCGGAACAUCCCUUAAGACAUAACGGCCUCAUCGGCGACAUCGUCCACGUGAUCUUCACGCCGACGAGCUCGCGACAUGAACCACUGCCAGAGGACAUUCUUCAGGCCGAAGUGGUCGGACGUAAUGGCAGCUGCUCCAAGUACCGACCGCAUUGCCCCGUGGGACUCUUCGACUUGAUUGGAGUCCUCGGUUGAGUCCCUGAAAAACCGCCGCGGAGCACCGCCGUUCCACUCCGAUUGGGUAAACAAUCCGAUUUCACGUCCGUACGUUACCUGUACUCUCGCAAUCAACCUUCGUUUCGCAAUGCUUCAAGAGCAGGAAGUAACGUUGGCCCGGCGAGCAUCCUA